Pistacia vera is the source of this 648-nucleotide messenger RNA. RefSeq names its product leucine-rich repeat receptor-like serine/threonine-protein kinase At1g17230. Gene Ontology annotation, molecular function: protein binding. The record is from RefSeq and is a predicted model, not a curated record. NCBI's taxonomy places the organism in Eukaryota, Viridiplantae, Streptophyta, Magnoliopsida, Sapindales, Anacardiaceae. The transcript has 2 exons. The coding region runs from base 1 to 648 and encodes 215 amino acids.
AUGGCUACACGAAAUUCCAUCUUGGAUGAGCUAAAGCAUAACUUGUCUGUUGCUCAAGGGCAGAUGAAGGAAACAGUUGACCUACGCCGUCAGGAUAUUAAUUUUCAACCUGGAGACCAUGUGUAUUUGAAGCUCCAACCAUAUCGUUUCAAGUCAUUGGCCAAAAAGCUGAAUGAAAAGCUGAGUCCUUGGUUUUAUGGCCCUUUUCCCAUACUGGAGAAGAUUCGGCAGGUUGCUUACAGGUUGGAGCUACCCUCUACGGCAAAAAUUCAUCCAAUCUUUCACAUCUCUCAGCUUAAACGAAGUCUGCACACCUUUGUACCCAUCCAGCCACUUCCAACUUUCCUCACCGAGGACAUGGAACUUCUUGUUCAACCAGAAUCGGUGUUGGCAGUCCACACUUUAUUGGAUGGCUCUCGAGAAGGAGUCCCAUCAAAUAGGAACUUUGGGGUAUCUUUUCUUGAUGUUCGCAGAAACUUGCUUCAAGGAAAUAUACCUCCAUUAUUUGGGUUUUGGAGUGAUCUGACAAUGCUUGAUUUUUCAGAAAAUAGGCUAUCUGGCUCUAUACCUUAUGAACUUGGAAAGCUUGAGAAUCUUCAGAUCUUGAGACUGUCUAGCAAUAGACUAACAGGAAACAUUUCCGCUUAG